UGUGCAGACUUGAUACAACCCCCUCACCGUAUAUAUAUGCGGUCAGUCCUUGCCAUCACUCACUGACAGCUGACGGCAGUGCGCGGCACAGUCCAGGCAUGCCGGUCUUGAAAUGGGUCGUGCGCGGCCGGGCGAGAUUCUGGCUAAGUUCUGGCGGCAUCGUCAUGUGGGCGGCGGACGCAAGGGAUCCUGGCACAACACACGAUGCUGCUCCGCUCAGGGCCCUCUGCCAGGUCGUCGAGCCCACCGUGAUGAUGGAAAGAGGACGAACCGCAUCGGCCAGCCACAGGCGCGGAAAUCGGGGCGCGAGAUCUCAUCUUUAGCGAGCUUCGCGCUGCUUCGACGUCUUGUCGACACA
Molecule: messenger RNA, 358 nt
Organism: Fomitopsis serialis
Lineage: Eukaryota; Fungi; Basidiomycota; Agaricomycetes; Polyporales; Fomitopsidaceae
Exons: 1
Coding region: 99-323 (74 amino acids)
Source: RefSeq, a predicted model, not a curated record